UUAGAUGAUGCUUCCAACUUAUCAAUUCCUAAUCUUACUUUCCGUUUCUGCAAAACAAGUGUAUGGCGUUGAAGGUAAACUUGGAAUUCCUGGAACUGAGUGCCUGUUCGGAGGAAUAUGCUCGGGUGGAUCUAUUUGCAUUGAUAUUUUGUGUUUAUGCGUGGAUGGGGAAAGAGAAUUUGACGGACAAUGUGUGGAUCAAUCAGUUUAUGAUUCAAAAGUUAAAGAAUCUGAAUCCCUGCACGAUGACAAGCCUGAAAAUCUGCCAGCAAUUGGUUUAGCAGGUCAUCCGUGCGGUCAAGGAGGAGUCUGCAGACCGUCGACAAAGUGCAUUGAAGGCACCUGUAAAUGUAGACAGGGUUAUAAUCCGUCUUUCGGGGAGUGUAUUCGGAAUUUGAAUGUUCUUCGUCACAUUCCACGUGCAUUCAUUCCAAAUCAUAGGUCGAUUCUUCGAUUUCCAUCUUAAACAAUGUAUUUUUUUGAAAGAAGUUUAUUUGCAUUGAAUCAAUAAAAUGAAUGAGAUAAUGAUAA
Caenorhabditis elegans is the source of this 531-nucleotide messenger RNA. It is a transcript of the gene C46F4.3, whose product is annotated as EB domain-containing protein. The transcript is spliced from 4 exons. Bases 5 to 466 code for a protein of 153 amino acids. The record is from RefSeq and is marked reviewed. Lineage: Eukaryota; Metazoa; Nematoda; Chromadorea; Rhabditida; Rhabditidae.